Molecule: messenger RNA, 670 nt
Organism: Numida meleagris (helmeted guineafowl)
Lineage: Eukaryota; Metazoa; Chordata; Aves; Galliformes; Numididae
Gene: MRPL41
Product: mitochondrial ribosomal protein L41
Exons: 1
Coding region: 6-548 (180 amino acids)
Biological process (GO): translation
Cellular component (GO): mitochondrial large ribosomal subunit
Molecular function (GO): structural constituent of ribosome
Source: RefSeq, a predicted model, not a curated record
UGCCAAUGGGAGCGGGCGGUGUUGGGGUGUGGGAGAAGCGCGGCGCGCUGGAGUGUGGGAGCCGGGUGGAGAGGGCCCGGUGCUGCUCCGUCGCCCCUCCGUCCCUUCCUCUCUCCUUUCAGGGCCCACAGGCGCUCGGCAUGGGGCUGCUAACCGAGCUGGCCCGCGGGCUAGUGCGGGGCGCCGACCGCAUGUCCCCGUUCACCAGCAAGCGCGGCCCUCGGAGCUACAACAAGGGCCGGGGGGCUAAGAAGCUGGGCGUGCUGACCUCCAACAAGAAGUUCAUCCUCAUCAAGGAGAUGGUGCCGCAGUUCGUCGUCCCCGACCUGGCAGGCUUCAAGCUCAAGCCCUACGUCUCGUACCGCGCUCCCCAAGGAUCGGAGCCACCCAUGACGGCCAAGCAGCUCUUCACCGAGUUGGUGGCACCGCACAUCGAGAAGGACGUGAAGGAGGGAACCUUCGACCCAAACGCGCUGGAGAAGUACGGCUUCGAGCCGACGCAGGAGGGGAAGCUCUUCCAGCUUUUCCCCAAGAACUAUGUGCGCUAGGGGACAUGCGGGGCUCCUCCGGUGUGCUGAGCUGGGCAGCAGCAUUGUGGGAGACUUGGCCUGCUCCUGCAGUUCGGGACUGUUUCGUUCACUGAGUAUUAAAAGCAAGUCCUUCUAUUUUA